Helianthus annuus (common sunflower) is the source of this 1238-nucleotide messenger RNA. Its product is annotated as clavaminate synthase-like protein At3g21360. Gene Ontology annotation, molecular function: oxidoreductase activity. Bases 53 to 1030 code for a protein of 325 amino acids. The record is from RefSeq and is a predicted model, not a curated record. The transcript is spliced from 3 exons. NCBI's taxonomy places the organism in Eukaryota, Viridiplantae, Streptophyta, Magnoliopsida, Asterales, Asteraceae.
UUUCAAGUCUUAUAUAUACACACACGACCAACGAGAAAAAACAACUAUCUAAAUGGCCACCGGACGAUUCUUCCAAGAACUAGAGUUACCGGAACAAAAAACUUACAGCAACGGCGUUGUUUUCCCGGUGGUGUUGACACCAACCGCUAACACGAAUAUCACCGCCUUUGAAGAGGCGAUAAGAGCCGAGAAGCCAUGGCUAGAAUCUCUAUUAAAGGAAAGUGGUGUUAUUCUCUUCCGAGGCUUCCCGGUUACCACUGCUUCUGAAUUCAAUGAUGUCAUUGAAGCUUUUGGCUACCCUGAAGCGCCCUAUGUAGGCGGCAGGGCAGCUCGAACCCAAGUUGUUGGUCGGGUUUACACUGCCAAUGAAACCCCACCGGACGUUAAAAUUCCUUUCCAUCACGAGAUGGCUUACGUUCCAGAAUUCCCCUCCAAGAUAUCAUUCUUUUGUGAGGAAGCACCAGGAAGCGGGGGGCAGACUCCAAUAGUUUUGAGUCAUAUCGUAUAUGAAAAGAUGAAAGAGAAGCACCCAGAGUUCGUCGCAAAACUUGAGGAGCAUGGAGUGACGUAUAUAAUAUUAACCGGCGAUGAGGACCAGCCAUUGUCCUCCACUGGUAGAGGUUGGAAGACCGCAUAUGAUACCGACGACAAAAAAGUUGCCGAGGAAAGGGCAGCAAAGCUGGGAACAAGGCUAGAAUGGAUAGGGAAUGCUGCAAAAGUUAUAGCGGGUCCAAUGCCUGCCAUCAGAUUCGACAAGGAAACUCAACAGAAAACUUGGUUUAAUAAUUUGACCGGCCCCACAAACGGUCCUCGUAAAAUUCACGAUAAGGGGGCGUUUGCUGAGCUCGGAAAUGGUGAAGCUGUGGAUGAUGAUGCGAUGGAUGAUUGUGUGAAGAUCUUGGAAGAAGAAUGUGUGGUAGUACCUUGGAAGAAAGGUGAUGUUAUGCUUGUUAAUAAUUUGACAGUACUUCAUGCGCGCGAGCCACUGCUAAAACCACCUCGACGCGUACUUGCAUCCCUUUGCAAGUGACUGUGGUUUCACCUUAUGAACCACCACAUUUGGCUUUCACUUAGCAAACCAAUAAUCUUUCUUGUAAAACACUAAUAAAUGAUAUAUAUUGCAAGAACGAAAAGAGAAUAGUUGGAAAUGGUUUUUGAAAUAAUAUAUAUUGCAAGAACGAAAAGAGAAUAGUUGGAAAUGGUUUUUGAAAUAAUAGCAUUGUGUACCUUUCAUUUUU